Molecule: messenger RNA, 2403 nt
Organism: Elaeis guineensis (African oil palm)
Lineage: Eukaryota; Viridiplantae; Streptophyta; Magnoliopsida; Arecales; Arecaceae
Product: cytochrome P450 94C1
Molecular function (GO): heme binding; iron ion binding; monooxygenase activity
Source: RefSeq, a predicted model, not a curated record
CAAACAAGCAAUACAAUUGCCCGAUUAGACUUCAGCUACUCUCACAUGGUCGUAACAAGCAUUUAUGUUUGAGGACCAAGCAUCCUAAGAGCCAUCUGCGCGCAAUGAUUGUCUACCAUGUUUGCCUCUCAUAUUGUUUAGCUUGAUAGUUGAUAUGAUGCCUUUCCUUGCUGAUCCCUCUUAGCUUGAUUUGCUUCAUACACUGCUUUUAUAAUCGAUCACAAUUUAUAUAUGAUUUAUUAUUCAUCCCUCUAUCAUAUAUUAUGCAGUUUGUAUUAUAAAUUUUGUUUAUUCAUAUAUCAAGAUAGAAGGUCACUCAAGAAUACAGAUAAGAUCAAAAAUUUCGGCUUUUCAUCAAUGUUUUGUCAAUCACACGGGUAUAAAAAGAGGAAGCAUUGGCUCCCUUCUUCUCUCAUCUCAUCUCAUACCACCAUAUACCAAGCAAUUAAGAACAAUGGCACCAGAGUUGUCUCUUCUCUCAUGUCUUCAGAACUACCUCUCCUUCCUCUUCUUCUCCUUCACCACCAUCUUCUUUCUGUUCUCUCUAUUACUUCUAUUACUGAGAUCCCGGCCAUGGUGCAACUGCCACGUCUGUAAGGCCUACCUGAGCUCGUCAUGGACCGCCGAGUUUGCCAACCUCUGCGACUGGUACACACACCUCCUCCGUGAAUCGCCGACUGGAACCAUCGACAUCCACGUGCUCGGUAACACGAUCACCACCAACCCCGACAACGUGGAGUACAUGCUCAAGACCCGGUUCGACAACUUCCCCAAGGGGAAACCUUUCUCCUCCCUCCUCGGCGACUUCCUCGGGCGAGGCAUUUUCAACGUCGACGGCGAGUCGUGGCAAUUCCAGCGCAAGAUGGCGAGCCUCGAGCUCGGCAGCGUCUACGCCCGCUCCUUUGCCUUCGACAUCGUCUCCACCGAGGUCCGCCGCCGCCUCCUCCCCCUCUUCACCACCGUCUCCGAGCGCGUCAUCGAUCUCCAGGACAUGUUCCGGCGCUUCGCCUUCGAUAACAUAUGCAAGAUCUCCUUCGGACUCGACCCGGGCUGCCUCGAGGUAUCGCUGCCCAUGUCGGAGUUCGCGGCGGCCUUCGACACGGCGUCCAGGCUGUCGGCCGGCCGCGCGACGGCGGUGGCGCCGGCGGUGUGGAAGCUGAAGCGGCUCCUUAAUGUGGGCUCGGAGAGGGAGCUGAGGCGGGCCAUCCGGAUGGUUAACGUGCUAGCCAACGAGGUGAUAAGACAGAGAAGGAAGCUGGGAUUCGCCUCCAACCUCGACCUCCUCUCUAGAUUCAUGAGCUCGGUCGACGACGACCGCUACCUCCGCGACAUAGUCAUCAGCUUCCUGUUGGCCGGCCGCGACACGGUGGCGUCCGGCCUCACCAGCUUCUUCCUCCUCCUCUCGAAGCAUCCGGAAGUAACAGCCGCCAUUCGAGACGAGAUAGCCAACGUCAUGAGAGGCAGCGGCGACGACGAGGUGGCGAGCUUGAAUCAGCUGAAGGAGAUGCACUACGUCCACGCGGCGAUGUACGAGAGCAUGCGGCUCUACCCCCCGAUCCAGUUCGACUCCAAAUUCUGCAUCGAGGACGCCGUGUUGCCCGACGGUACCUUUGUGAGGAAGGGGACCAGGGUGACGUACCACCCCUACGCCAUGGGGAGGAUGGAGAGCAUCUGGGGACCCGACUGCGAGAAAUUCAAGCCGGAGCGGUGGCUCCACGAUCGAAAGUUCGUGCCGCAGAGCCCGUUCAAGUACUCGGUCUUCCAGGCCGGGCUCCGGGUGUGCCUCGGGAAGGAGAUGGCUCUCAUGGAAAUGAAGACCGUCAUCGUGUCGGUGGUUCGCAGCUUCGAUGUCCAAGUGCUCGAUGGGGACCAACCGCCGAAGUUCGCCCCCGGGCUCACCGCAUCGAUUCGCGGCGGGCUGUCUGCUCGGGUGCGGCGGCGGAGCUCCGGCGAGGAAAGACCCGGUCACGGUGCAUGUUAGCAUUAUUGUAUUGGGUUGCGCUAAAGUGCACCACAUGAGCCCCCAUGGUGGGAUACCUUACGUCAUGUACAGAGAACGGAAGGAGAGCGUUAAUUUUCUUGCUAGUGGCUGUCGUUAUGUUGUUUAAUUUUGCGAACAUAAAAUUAAAGGAAGCAAGGAUAAGUUUUGAAGGCUUGUUGCUAUCAAGGAUGGGGAUGCGUUCCCCUUGAUGAUGGCAUCAGAGAUGAAGUAAAGGCCAGGUGGGAUGGCUGAAGUGUGAUUUCAGCGUCAGAUACCUUCAUUGGUGACGUACAUCUUGACUCAGCCAGCACAAGGUUCCCGGUUCCCACUUCCUCUCCGCCCCAUGGUUUUAUGCUCGAUCAUCAAUAAAGUUUGUGCAUGCAUGUAUGUGCCACAUGCAUAUAUAUUAUAUAAUUCCUAUU